AUCAUGGGAAGCUAUUCUCCCAUAUUGUUUGAUUCGUACUUAACCGUAGUAGUGCUGCUGCUAAUUAUAGGGGUCUCAUUUGGGGUAAAUGAAGAAGCUCAGCUUUCUUACGACCACUACAAGUUUACAUGUCCAAGGGUCGAAACCAUAGUGCAGAGGGAAAUGCUAAGCAUUUUCUUGACUGAUCCUACUGCACCGGCGGCCUUUCUCCGGCUCUUUUUCCAUGAUUGCCAAGUUCAGGGGUGUGAUGCAUCAAUCCUGCUUGAUGGAAAUGACUCAACCAACAAAUUAUCUGAAAUGGUUUCUUCAAGAAACUUUGGAAUCAGAAAUCGGGAAACGAUCGGCCUCAUAAAAUCAAAAUUGGAAUUUGAGUGUCCCGGGAAGGUGUCUUGCGCAGAUAUCAUAGCCUUAGCUGCCAGGGAAUCGGUGUCAUUGUCAGGACCUCGCAUCCAGAUCCCUCUGGGAAGAAGGGACUCUACCACUUACAGUUCCCAGCAGGCCGAUGCAGAUCUUCCUCCACAAGGAAUAACAGUCGACGAACUCAUUCAUAUUUUCGACUCUAAAGGGAUGAAUCUUGAGGAAUCAGUCGCCAUCUUAGGUGCACAUACGCUUGGUGUUGGACACUGCCAAAACAUAGGAAGCAGAUUGUACGAUCCCCAACCUGGCGACCAGAUGGAUCAAAAAUUCGAAGCUUUCCUAAGAAAAAUAUGCCCGGGAAGAAUUCCCUUAACAAACUUAUGCUUCGCACCCAACGAUGGAACCCCCGCCAUAUUCGAUAACCAGUACUACAGAGAUGUUCUAAAGGGUAGGGGCUUGUUUGGUAUUGACUCAAAUAUCUCAAGAGAUCCACGAACUGCACCCAUUGUUAGACAGUUUGCGGUUGAUCAGAACCACUUCUUCGGAGUCUUCUCUUCUGCUUUUGUUAAGCUUUCUUCAACCAAUGUUCUAACCAACGGGGAGGGUCAGGUGAGGCGGCAGUGCAACCGUAUCAAUGUAGAUGAAAGAUGAUAUAUAAUUCCGAAACGUACUUAAUUAAUAAUCAGUCCUUAAUUUCCUGCACUAAUUAUAUAUAAAAAUAUAUUUGCUAGCUUAUAUAUAAUCAGUAAUAUUGUUGUUCAUGCAUGUCUAGCUACCUAAUUAUUUAUAAUCUUGCUUUGUAUAAAGUCCAUGCAUGGACAUGUUUACGUACGUCGAUCCCUGUAACCGAUGACAAUAUUGAAACCUAUCGACGAUCAUCCUGAUCGUACGUGUUGUAUUGAUUUGUGAUGAAAACGUACGAAGACUGAUUCGAGAUUAAUGAAAUUGCUGA
This is a messenger RNA of Carya illinoinensis, 1309 nucleotides long. RefSeq names its product peroxidase 29-like. Gene Ontology annotation, molecular function: heme binding; peroxidase activity. The transcript is spliced from 3 exons. The record is from RefSeq and is a predicted model, not a curated record. Lineage: Eukaryota; Viridiplantae; Streptophyta; Magnoliopsida; Fagales; Juglandaceae. Bases 4 to 1008 code for a protein of 334 amino acids. Gene Ontology annotation, biological process: hydrogen peroxide catabolic process; response to oxidative stress.